UGGUGUUUCUGACAGGCUCUGUAAUAGCUGUGGGUCAUUCAAAGGUCGACCGGUCAUUGCUGCAGCUACUUACCAACUGACACUAGUUUUCUAUACAGAUAAUUUUCAUAGGACUCGAAUGUAUCUCCACGCAAUGCGCCCCCAGUCAGCAUCUCAAGUUUAGUCGCUUCGAAGCCCAAGUGGCCAUUGUUCGCUUCCGUGAUCCAGUUGGGAAGAGAUGGCUCAGGAAGAAAAUGAUUCCCUCCAAAUCGCUUUCAUGUCUUCUUACCCUGCCGGCGCUUGCCUUGCUCUCGCUGACAGCGACUGCUUUGCCUCAUCCUCGGUCAGCUUCGAGCACGGCUUCCCUCAAGCUCUCCGUUAGAAUCAACUCUAACGGGCUCAAGAACAUCGCUGCCGUAGAUCGAGCUCGAUUCCGAGCCUUACAAACUGGCGGCAGCUCUUCCAUCAAUGCAACCAAUGCUGCGACGAUAUACACCGCUGAUGUUGGCGUGGGGAGUCCCGCAACGUACUACACACUCCUGAUAGACACUGGAAGCUCAAAUACCUGGAUCGGGGCUGGCACGCCCUACACGAAGACUUCUACGAGCCGAGACACAGGCGGUCAAUUCUCCGUUACAUAUGGCGACGGGAGUUCCGUUUCUGGAGAGGAAUACACGGACACCGUAACGCUCAACUCUGAUCUGGUCAUCGAAAACCAAUCUAUUGGCGUUGCAUCUACUUCCCCAGGGUUCUAUGGUCUGGAUGGACUUCUUGGCCUUGGGCCAGCCGACUUGACAGAAGGCACCGUCACUAAUGUAAAUGAAGUUCCGACUGUGACGGACAACCUUUAUACGCAGGGAACAAUUGGUUCGGAAGUACUUGGAGUGUUCUUUGCACCUGCUUCCUCUGAUGAUAGCAGCGGUGAGCUCACAUUCGGCGGUUAUGACGCAUCCAAAAUUACUGGAAACAUCAACUAUGUGCCGAUCACAUCAACAUCUCCAGCGAGUGCAUAUUGGGGUAUUGAUCAAUCCAUCAGCUAUGGGUCUGCGUCCAUCUUGACCGAGACCGCUGGUAUCGUUGACACCGGAACCACCCUCAUUCUCAUUGCCAGUGAUGGCUUCAGCAAGUAUCAGUCUGCGACGGGGGGAACUCUCGAUGAGGCCACUGGCUUGUUAAAGAUCACAUCCGACCAAUACGACCAGCUCUCAUCCUUGUAUUUCACUAUCGGCGGUGUUACUUAUGAGCUGACUCCGAAUGGGCAAAUAUGGCCUCGGUCAUUGAACAGCGCCAUUGGCGGUACCACCGACGGUAUAUACCUGGUUGUUGCUGACAGCGGGACCACCUCUGGUUCUGGUUUGGAUUUUACAAACGGCUACUGUUUCCUCGAGCGUUUUUACUCGGUGUAUGACACGACGAACUCCCGGGUCGGGUUCGCCACGACUAAGUACACCCAUGCGACGUCGAAUUAACUUCCACCCACGACAAGAUCAUGGUUCUACCCAUUUACCUGACGAACGAUACUUAAAUUUCUAGUGUAUGAUGUCAUCGGUACAUGGAUGAGAGCA
Messenger RNA from Suillus clintonianus, 1544 nucleotides. RefSeq names its product acid protease. Gene Ontology annotation, molecular function: aspartic-type endopeptidase activity. NCBI's taxonomy places the organism in Eukaryota, Fungi, Basidiomycota, Agaricomycetes, Boletales, Suillaceae. The record is from RefSeq and is a predicted model, not a curated record. Bases 234 to 1448 code for a protein of 404 amino acids. Gene Ontology annotation, biological process: proteolysis. The transcript has 8 exons.